Messenger RNA from Saccostrea echinata, 989 nucleotides. Its product is annotated as histone H4. Gene Ontology annotation, molecular function: structural constituent of chromatin; DNA binding; protein heterodimerization activity. The transcript has a single exon. Gene Ontology annotation, biological process: nucleosome assembly. The record is from RefSeq and is a predicted model, not a curated record. Lineage: Eukaryota; Metazoa; Mollusca; Bivalvia; Ostreida; Ostreidae. Gene Ontology annotation, cellular component: nucleosome. The coding region runs from base 28 to 339 and encodes 103 amino acids.
AGAAGAUUAUCUACUGAGAGCAGAAUUAUGUCUGGACGUGGUAAAGGAGGAAAAGGUCUUGGAAAGGGGGGCGCCAAGCGUCACAGGAAGGUCCUGAGAGAUAACAUCCAGGGUAUUACCAAACCCGCCAUCCGCCGUCUUGCACGCAGAGGUGGAGUCAAACGUAUCUCUGGGCUCAUCUACGAGGAGACCCGUGGAGUCCUGAAAGUUUUCCUCGAGAACGUCAUUCGUGAUGCUGUCACCUACACGGAGCACGCCAAGAGGAAGACCGUCACAGCCAUGGACGUUGUCUAUGCCCUGAAGAGACAAGGACGUACCCUCUACGGAUUCGGUGGUUAGAUACCCCUACCAUACUGUGCCUCCAAGAGCAAGAACAAACGGCCGUUUUCACGGCCACCCAAAUUUUUCGAAAAGAUACCUCUGAGCAGACGUGUUAAAGAAACGAAGGUGUUAAUUUUUCUAUAUUCAUUUCUAGUGAGCAAAAGAAUUUUGAUUUAAUGUCACUGGAAGAAGGCAUAUUAUUCGGAUAGCCUUGCAGUAACUUGUACACAGGGUAGGGGAAAACAAAUAAUUACAAUAUCUUCAUAAUUAUUGAUUUACAUUAGGUUCCCAUGUAAGAUUUUUGAUCAGAAAAAGGGGGGCCUGCAUGGGGAAAAUACAAACAGACAAGAAAGUCCCAUGCUCUAGUUGAUUAUUUCCAAGGACACAUCUGGUAGAUAAAUAUCAAUUUAAUAACCUGCACGUUGUUACAGUUUCCUGAGAUAUCGUCGAAAGCUGUAAAUAUUGAAAUAGUAUCCCUGUCAAUACAGAGACAAAAUUCGCGUAUACAACAACUCGUACGGUUAAAUGUACUUUGACAAGGUAGCAAGAGUUGUCUUUCGUUUUAUGUGUGCUGUAUAUUCCUAUGCAUUGAGCAAGUGGUUAUUUGCAGUGCAGGUCUAUCAUCUUUACAUUUACAUGCCUCUAUCAACAAUAAAGCAUGACUUCAC